This is a messenger RNA of Lachnellula hyalina, 1284 nucleotides long. RefSeq lists its product as uncharacterized. The record is from RefSeq and is a predicted model, not a curated record. NCBI's taxonomy places the organism in Eukaryota, Fungi, Ascomycota, Leotiomycetes, Helotiales, Lachnaceae. The transcript has 3 exons. The coding region runs from base 1 to 1284 and encodes 427 amino acids.
AUGGCCAUCAGAGGCAGCAGGCAUUCGACCUCGAGUCACGAAUCUGACUUAUCAGCCACUGUUUGCAAUCCGAGUUCAACUCAAUCUACACCUAAAGAGUCAGACUUCCCACCAGAGCCAGCUACUCGUGUGAGUUUUAGCACCUCUAGUAGCAGGAGUGAGGAAGAACAUGAUGUCAAGGACGACUUGAAUAAUCCUGUCGACGGAUGGCCCCGGGUUGCUUUGUUGAUGGCUAAAACGCCAGAUUUUGCAGCCUUCUCGCGUUUCAGAGAUCUCAAUGUCAAGAAUCUACUGUAUUAUCAAGCACAGUUGACACGGCUGAGACGGAAAUUACACGAACAAGAAUAUGACGACGUUCGAGAUAGAGGUGAAGAUGACGAGGUUCGCAAAUAUGCAAAUAGGGCAGAUUUCUUGAUGACAGCUGAGGGGUCGGCUCAACUGAAGCUGGUUGUAGAGAUUAGAGGCCUUCUGAAAGAGUAUAAUGAGGCUUUACUUCAAUAUUCCCAGGUAUCGGCGUUGCCAGAGCCGGACACAUACAAUAUGAAAAACUUUAGAAAAUGGCUACGACACGCCGACAACGGCAACUUCAGUAUUGGAGGGGAAGGAGAACAACAUACAUGGGGAGAUAUUUACGAGGAUCCUGACGAAGAAGACUUUUCUCCCUGGAAGCGAUUCUGGAAGAUCAUCUGGACUUUGAUCUGGACACAAGCACCGCCGACGAGUGAUCUCGAUCUCGUUGUUACGAGAACGCCACGGAAAAUCGAUGGGUUUACACGAUGGGUAGCUUGUUAUUUUAUACCUUUCUAUGAGGAUUUCACCCGGUACAGAGAACAAAAAAGGACAGACAAACAAAUAAAGCAGGGAACUGCAGAUAUGGAGAAACAGCCAAAGGGGUUGAAGAAACGCUUGUCAAAACGUUCAUCGAAGAAGGCAAAACGUGUGUCGCCGGAAAACUGGGUGCCAAAAGCAGAGAAGCAGGAGACGUUGGCGACAUGGUCCGAGAAAGGAAUGCUGAGGUUCACAAACUCCAUCUCGACUGUCGUGGCAUGUCUACUUCCAACCAUUGCUAUCACAGUCUUAACCCAGGUUCACGGAACGAGAAAUUUGUUGCUCUGCAUUGCUGGUUUUGCAGUUAUAUUCGCCGUGGGCCUGAUAUUCUUGACUAAUGGCACAAGCUCGAGGGUCGAAAUUUUCACCGCUACUGCUGCGUUCUCUGCUGUCUUAGUGGUCUUUAUAUCUGUCCCGGUCAUCAAUGUUCAGGGUCAAGCUACAGUUGGAAGUUGA